AUGAUGGCCUCCAACAUCCUAUCACGGUUCCUCCCUCCGAACGGCUCGCCCUCGGUAUACGAGACCAUCCGACAACACGAUGCGGAUUCGGAUCUAGACGUGGAGGAACGAGGUGGACUAGAAUUCGAAGAUGGAGCGAGGCAACAAUAUACCGAUCAUGAGUUGGAGGAGGCCAUGGCCGAGGCGGAGAGAGAUGACAUGCCCAGCGAGAGCGAUGCGUUCCUGACACAAAGGAGCCCGCAAAGAACAUCCAGCGAGGGGCCGUCGAAAGCGGGCUCUCGCCGUCGCAAACCCAGCCGACCACGGUGGAUGCGAGGUGCGUCGCCACGUCAUGACCCGGAUGAUGGGGAUGACGAUGUCCCGGCAUCCCUACUGGUGGAAGGGCACGAUGACGAUGACCUGAAGUCCCGACUGCCGCCUCCGCCCAGCCCCCAUCACCUCCACGUACCAGAGCCCUUGGUCGCUGGACCCUCGUCUCGGGAUGACCGAGUUCACUGGGAUUCUGCCCGAGAACGGCUGCCGCUCCACGACGACCGGCGGAGACGUCGUCCUGGAGUGAUCUGGUCCCAGGGCCUUCCGAAUAUGGCGACUGUAGACCCCAAAGAGAAGGCCCUGUGGAUGUGGGCCAACGUAGAAAACCUGGACAAUUUCUUGAAAGACGUCUACUCGUAUUUUACCGGGAAUGGGAUUUGGUCUAUAUUGCUGAACCGUUUUCUGAACCUCUUAACCUUCGCGUUCAUCGUGGGAUUCGGGGUGUUCCUCACCAACUGCAUCGAUUAUCGCGAGUUUCGGGGAAGUAGACGACUAGACGACAUACUGAUCCAGAAAUGUACCAACAAGAUGUCCAUGUCGUCGACAUUUCUACUCUGGCUGUUGACACUAUUCUGGAUCGGCAAGGCAUUUCAGUAUCUCUUCGACCUCCGACGACUAAAGCAUAUGCAUGACUUUUUCCACUACUUGCUCGGAAUCACGGAUGCGGAAAUCCAAACGAUCUCGUGGCAGGAAGUCGUCAGCCGGCUGAUGACCCUGCGCGACUCCAACCCAGCGACAGCUGGCACUGUGUCCGCCAAACACCGCAAGUACAUCGGCAGUCAGUCGAAACAGCGCAUGGACGCCCACGACAUUGCGAAUCGGCUGAUGCGCAAGGAGAAUUAUCUGAUUGCACUGAUCAACAAAGAUAUCCUAGACCUCACUCUGCCCAUUCCUUUCUUCAGGAAUCGCCCAUUGUUUUCGAGGACGCUGGAAUGGAACCUCAACCUUUGUGUGAUGGACUACGUGUUUGAUGAGCAGGGCCAGGUGCGGACUCUGUUCCUGAAAGACACCCAUCGUAAGGCCUUGGGCGAGGGCCUGCGACGACGGUUCAUCUUUGCGGGCAUCAUGAACGUCUUCGUCGCCCCGUUCAUCAUCGUCUAUUUCAUGAUCCAUUACUUUUUCCGCUACUUCAAUGAGUACAAGAAGAACCCGUCUCGGAUCGGAUCUCGCCAGUACACCGCGCUGGCCGAAUGGAAGUUCCGCGAGUUCAACGAGCUGUGGCAUCUGUUUGACCGCCGCAUCAACAUGUCCUAUCCGUUCGCCAACCGCUAUCUGGACCAGUUCCCCAAAGACAAGACCAUCCAGGCUGCCGGCUUUGUGGCCUUUGUCGCCGGUGCCUUGGCGUCUGUGCUGGCGCUGGCGUCCCUGGUGGACCCGGAGCUGUUCCUAGGCUUUGAGAUCACGCCGGACCGGACGGUGCUCUUCUAUCUGGGUAUCUUUGGGUCCGUCUGGGCCGUCGCCAACGGGCUGGUCCCCGAAGAGACCAACGUGUUUGACCCCGAGUUUGCCCUAUCGGAGGUGAUCGAUUUUACGCACUACUGCCCCAGUCACUGGAAAGGCCGGCUACACAGUGACGACGUGCGCAAAGAGUUUGCCGCGUUGUUCCAGAUGAAGAUUGUCAGCUUCGCAGAGGAGAUCCUGAGUCUGAUCUUCACGCCGUUUAUCCUCUGGUUCAGCUUGCCCAAGUCCAGUGACCGGCUCAUUGACUUUUUCCGGGAGUUCACGGUGCACGUGGACGGGAUGGGGUACCUGUGCUCCUUCGCGGUGUUCGACUUCAAGAAGGGCACCAACGUGAUCCCCCAGGGACCCCCAGGGGUGCGAGGGGGACCCGACCUUCGCGGAGACUACUACUCGACCAAGGACGGCAAGAUGCUGGCGUCGUACUACGGGUUUCUAGACAACUACGGGGCCAAUAACCGUGGCGGUCACCCAGCCACCCGACGCCAGUUUCACCCACCCCCGGCGUUUCCAACCCUAGGAACGCCGUCGAUGGCUGACAUGGGUCACUGGGGGGAGCGGCCAGACCCCGCGCGGAUGCGCCACACGCCCCCCGGCGGUGCUCAGUCAUACCUAGGACCGCGCGCGGGGCCCUCGGGGGUGGGUGACCACGCGUCUCCGGCGCCAUCCAUUCUCCUCGACCCGCACCACCAGCCCUCUGCGUCCGGGUUCCGGUCCUCCCACCGCCCUGGGGUUUAUUCGCGGUAUCGUCCCGCGCGCGCGGCGCCGACAGUGUCGAGUCCCAUCGAGGAUGACGAUGAAUCCCCACCCGCGAGGGGCAGCGGGGGGUCUCCCCACCACAGGACGGGAUCCAGCGGGGGCGGGGUCGGCGCCAGCGGUAGCAAUCUGGGGGAGUCAUGGCGGGUGAACCUCAUGGGAGAGGAAACGCACGAGGGGGACGAAGGGGAGGAAGUCGAUGCGAUCACCGGCGGGGCAGGGGUAUUGGGACUGAUCCAGCAGUUCCAGAAGGUGAACAAAGACCACCGGGGACGGACGACCGUGGGUCUCUAA
Aspergillus campestris IBT 28561 is the source of this 2820-nucleotide messenger RNA. It is a transcript of the gene atgI, whose product is annotated as autophagy protein ATG9. The transcript has 2 exons. The record is from RefSeq and is a predicted model, not a curated record. The coding region runs from base 1 to 2820 and encodes 939 amino acids. Gene Ontology annotation, cellular component: autophagosome; phagophore assembly site. Gene Ontology annotation, biological process: autophagy of mitochondrion; protein localization to phagophore assembly site. Lineage: Eukaryota; Fungi; Ascomycota; Eurotiomycetes; Eurotiales; Aspergillaceae.